AUGGCGAAUCCUAAUCUUCAGGGCCGCACAGGUCAAAAUCUCUCGUCGUCGCCCAGUGCGAACAGCCCCCUCUCGCCAGCAAGCGCAGGAUGCAACCCAAUCUCUUUUCGCGCAAAUGUCAACCGCUCGAAGACAAAACGCUGGGUGGAAGCAAAGCAAUACUCGUACGAUGGUGGAGACUGGGGCGACGAAGAUGACGAUGAAGAAGAAGAAGAGGAAGCCCCUCCAGCUAUGCCCCGACCUCCAUAUGCCACACAAAGAACCGGCAGCUCAUCGGAGCUAAGCUCGAGACGUCUGUCCGGGAUGGGAUUUGGAAUCGAAAAUGAGUCUCGCGGAAGCCCUAUCGUUGAUGCACGUACCGAGCAAACAAAGGCCGCUGCCUUUACCAGGCCCGCGGACCCAUACAAUCGCGUGCAAGAGGAGAAGGCACCAACGGGCUCCCCCCAGGUGGGAGCUCUUCCUGUCUCCUUACAGCCCGGAGGCCAAGCACCACAGAUUGUCACCAACAGCACUGUCUCGAAUCCAGCACAGAAUGUGCCUGCUAUUGGAUUACCGGACAUCCAGCGAAUGUCUUCCUUUGGGACCGAUUUUCUAGACUCGCCCGAUUCCAGUCAGCAGCCAACUAGCACAGAAACCAGAGAGCCAACCUUGCAACACAAUCCGUCUCAGGCCUCUCAAGCCUCAGACGCUUCCCAGGGGUUCACAUCGGUGGUUCAUCAAGCUUUCGACGUCCCAGAAACCCCAAAUUCCACUGCUGGCAGUGUUGCUCGGUCAAACAGCGAUGGAACCUCAACAAUCAGUCCCAUAAUUAGUAACCGUGGAGUUCAUGACAGAACACCCACUAUUCCUGAAGAGCCUGCAGAGCUGAGUACCCCAACUGGUGCUCUUGAUGAUGCGCCUGCCUUAAUUCCCGGCCACCGUCGGGACCUGAGUAUCCCGAGCCGGGACAACAGCCCUUCGAAGAAAGCAAUCAUUACCGAGCAGGAGCCACCUUCGCAGAGUCAAGCAGAAAUGUCUUCCAUCUCUCCAGGUCAAACUCCGUUACAGAAGCCCCUCGAUGUGGCAGCCCCUGCUACUGAGAAGGACUUUGUUGCACCGCUGAAAUUUGGUGAGAGGAAGAUGUCGGAGCAGUUCGGAUCUGAGGGCUACCGUGGCAGUAUUCCCACAAUUAUUCCUGCGCCUAACAUUGACUCCUUACAAAAUGAAGAUAAUGACCGGCUGCGCGAGGAAAUAAUUCGCUCCCUCAGCAGAGAGAGCUCACAGGAACCAGAACAGAUCCCCCGCGCUGAAGAAGUCCAGGGGGAUUCUAUCCCCCACCAGUAUGAAAAAUAUUGGGAUGAACAAACUGGACCUGGUCCCGAUGCGACUCCCAAGGCUUUGAUCUCGGAAAGCCACCCAGGUUGGACCAAUUCUCACCCACUGGGCUCCCAAGAUCCAUAUGGAACAAACCAAACCCCCGUCGAACCUUCUUUGGCGACAGAUGAACCGCUUCAGAAGCCCCGGCUGGGGAGACGAUUCUCAUGGGAAUCAUCUUCUUCGACUGGUCGGCCCACUCAAGCUCCUGUCAGCGGUGAUACUCCUUUAGCUCUGCAACCACCUGUUGCUCUUUCUGAUGACGUCGCUCAUGCACCCGAGAAUGUUGAUAGGGAGCUACCGGCUUACGAUAGCGAAUGCUCUGAUAGCCUUCGCGUUGAAAAGCCCAGACUCUCAAUUGUACCUCCAAUUCCGGCAAACAGCUCCCCUCCUGUGCAAGUUUUAGGGCCAGUGGAUGGGCAAGGACUCCAAAAUAUUGUCCCUACUAUGCCUGUGGGUACUUCGUCCAUUGACGAGAACAAACUUCAAGGCUUCCGUGAAAUUCUCACUCUUACCUCCCCCGGCGAACGUACCAAAGCAUUUGACAAUACUAGAGACCAGUUUGCUGCCCUCAAUAGCGGGUUGAACCACUGGCUUCAAGUCACUAUUCAAAAUCACCCGGAGCAUUCAGACCUAGUCUACACUAGCCAGAGCAUCUCCGACAUACCUAGAAAAUCGCCAAUCAGGAGUCGGUUCCCCAAGAAGCUCACAUCCAUCGGUAACCUGACUACGCCCAAGGAGGAAGGAGAUCCCACCAGCGCCAGCCAUGUCAGGCGACCGUCUGGUAAUAUUGGGACUAUUAUCAACAAGUCAAAUGUUGAACAACGUGGCAAGGAAUUCCUUCAUACAGCGGGCACUUUUGGCGGCAAAGCCGGCGAAGCUGCCAAGGGCUUCUUUGCCAAAGGCAGAAGCAAGUUCCGGGCUGGCGGAGACAAGGGUCAGUCGUCGACUUCUCGACCCAGAAGUCUUCACUUCGGCUUGCAGUCAGGAUCCAAUGAUUCCCAGGGUAACUCUUUCUUCCGAAAAUCUGUCAACCUGGGUAGUUUGCCAGUAUUCAAGUUUGGACAAACCAAAAAUGCAUCUGCUACUUCAGAGGACGAUGCACAGAUUAUGGACCGUUCCGGUAAACGCUUCAAAUCCACCGGAUCAAUGGAUAUCCGAGGCCUUCAACCCGAUGGUCAAGAUACAUUUGAGAGAGCUUCCUCGCAGCCUUUGCCGCCUUUGCCAUCGGAUGAAAAUCGAGUUCGGAAGGCAAGCACUACAAGUUCUGGCCUGGUUGGUGACCUCGAGCAGGAAAUGAUUUCUGCCCUUGGCUUAUCCCCGACUAAACCUCUAUCCGAUCCACUGGCCAACACCCAGCUGCCAUUGACCUCCAACGAGUCUGAUGAACGGCCUCAAAAAACUUCGCGGUCCCCUUUCAAGAACGAAUCCACAGCCAUUCAUGAAGCUGGUAUGCACAGCAGUCAAAGAUCAAGCACUGAGCCUGCUAUCAGAAUGCUGCCGGCCUCGAUUCCGACAAUUCGUCCUGUCAUUGAGACCGAACCCGCCACUCCGCCCAGGACUCCGCCAGAGCCUCUCUCGCCAACUGAUACUCCGCCAUCUAUCCCAGCAAAGGAUCUCGCGCCUCCUCAGGAGGGACACACCCGUCAGCGGUCUGUCUCAACACUUGGGGCCGAUGAGAGGGAUACGAGCGAUCAAGAGGAUGAUACUCCACCUUCUCCAUUACAGCCACUAUCGCCAGAGGAAGAAAAUCCCAUGUAUGGGAAAACUCGCCCCCGGGCUAAGACGUCUUCAUCUUCCCUUCCAUCCGCGGAAGAUGAGUCCCCAGGUGCUGAUUUCCAAUUCCCACAAAGACCCGCAACCUCUGCAGAAGUCCUUGAUGCAAAGCGAAAGUCAAUUAGCGGGCUUCCGCCCUCUACGCCAAAUUUCCAAAGUCCCCUCAGGAAUGAAGUUAGAUACUCGCCGGCAACGCGAAGCAGUAUGUUAAGCUUUGGGAGCUGGGGCCGACAAAGUAACAACGGCAGAGGUACUCGUCCGACCACGCCUGCCAAUGAACUGUCCUCGCGUGUAGAGACGAACUCUUCUGCACAGAAUUCCGAGUCCAAGAUGGACAAAUUGAAGAGCUUCGGGAAACGGCGACGUGCUUCAGUGGGCGAUCUCUUGUCUGGUAUUCAAGGAGGACUCCGGGGCCUCCAGGAGAAGAUCAAUCAGCCAGAGCCUCAAGAAAAGCAAGAGAAGGAGAAUAAGCAUCAGCGCAAACGGAGCUUCAGCAAGCUUAGCACCUUUUUCACUCGCUCCGAUUCUCAACCUUCAGUGGACCAGAAAAAUGACCGUCCGAAGUCUAAGGGUGACGGUCUAGUGGACAAAGAUUUGCCCGCUCCCCCUGUGGCCGAUCGGUCACACUUUUCAGACUCACAGGACAGACGAGAGAGCCCCGCAAACGCUCCGACUGAACGACUGUCUAGCGAUGUUGCAUCUUACCAACGCGCGAGCAUACAUCUUCCACCUACUGCAUCGGCGAAAGAUUUGGCAUCUGGUCGCUUCUAUUCUCAGGCCCCAUCUACCGAUUCCCCAUCUUCUGUCCAACAUACUCGUGUAAAGAGCAUGCCUCUAAUGAGCCAGCCCCUCUCUUAUACCCCGCAGUCCGAGUCGAACCAUAGUGGUUCCGUGAACAACACUCAACCAUAUGGACUCGAAGGCCGAAUGUCCCAAGAGAAGCAAGUUGAGGGUGUUGAGCGACAGUCUUCUGAGCAGGCCAUCGCAGAACUCGAAGAGCAUCACUCUCCCUCGCCCGUCAAACCAGCCCACAAUCCCAAUGUGAGCAUUAAAUCUCGCAAAACCACCGAUACUCAACCCGAGUCCACAGCCACUAUCGAUAUCAAGAACAUUGCUGUCUCGGGUGUGUCUGCCAUGACUCUUUCGGAACAUCCCCACCGCGAUGAGACGAAGACUUUGAAUCUCAAUUCCGAGCCUGUUGAACUCGCUCUCAGAGAUGACAAUAGUGAUGAAAUUGUUAUGUCGUCCACCGCUUAUCCUGGACAAGAAUGGGCACCUAAGCAUAUGUAG
Messenger RNA from Penicillium verhagenii, 4419 nucleotides. RefSeq lists its product as uncharacterized. The record is from RefSeq and is a predicted model, not a curated record. Bases 1 to 4419 code for a protein of 1472 amino acids. The transcript has 4 exons. Lineage: Eukaryota; Fungi; Ascomycota; Eurotiomycetes; Eurotiales; Aspergillaceae.